Molecule: messenger RNA, 789 nt
Organism: Symbiodinium natans
Lineage: Eukaryota; Dinophyceae; Suessiales; Symbiodiniaceae
Source: the annotation of a GenBank genome assembly
AUGUCGAAGUUGCAAGCCUGGCGUGCCGUCCAAGCACCUUGGAAAGCCGUGAAGAGAGCCCACGGCUUCAUUCAGAAGACGCUCUUUGAGGGCGAGGCCCCGACCCUCUACCGGCUCAAGGCCAACAAGUACGCCCACUGCUAUGGUGCUCCGAAGCGAGGUGCGAACCGCAGCCUGCAGCACCUAGCGCCCUACCUAGCCGGUGCCGUUCUGGCAGGGAUGGCGACCUUCUUCGUGGUUCUUCCCCUGAGCUUCAACCGGAGCUACGAGGCCUCGAAGCAGCGCUACGAGGCCUUUGCGCGCCAGAAUGCCCAGCACGCGGAGCUCCUGGAGCGGCAGUACGACAGGGGCCAGUUCGCUCGGCACCCUGUGGCGUGCCCUCUGGCAACCUCGGAUCCCUUUGAACAUGAGUAUGGAUCCUUCCAGUGGGAUUCGACCAUCCUUUCCGUAGAUGGCGACGUGGACAGCGCUGCCCGUGAGCUGAUCCGCGUGGUCGGCCAGCCCGAGGCUUCCCUUGCCGAGGACGACGAGCCGGUGGAGUCCCCGGACCCCGAGAGGGUUCAAGCGGCAAAGAGAGCAGGUGCCCAGACGAAGAGUGUCUUCGGCGAGUUCAGUGGACUGGCGAGGAUGCUUGGCGACUCCUGCGUGGAUUUGGGGCAGGGCUUCCCAAACUACGACCCACCGGACUUCGUGGUGCAGGCCCUUCGCGACGAGCUGGAUGGCACAGGCAAAGGCAAGGUUCGCACACGCCAUCAGUACACCAGGACCACCUUCAGGCUUUCAUUGUAG